This is a messenger RNA of Musca vetustissima, 1800 nucleotides long. RefSeq lists its product as uncharacterized. The record is from RefSeq and is a predicted model, not a curated record. The transcript has 2 exons. The coding region runs from base 1 to 1800 and encodes 599 amino acids. Lineage: Eukaryota; Metazoa; Arthropoda; Insecta; Diptera; Muscidae.
AUGACAACUGUUAAAUUUCGCCAACUAAUUGACAUGGCAAUUGGGUCACCGGAACCGGGACAUGUGAAUUUCUAUGCUCUACAUUGUCUUCUUAAUUGCAUAGCCGAGAAAUUGAAUAUCCUCGAUGAUCCCAUUGAAUAUUCCAAGUACGAGACCUUAAUUUUGUGUUCUACGUCGACCAAGGCAUCCAAUCAAGAUCUUAAGAAAUUAUACAAUUGUAGUUUUCGAGCCGAAGGAGGAUCUGACCCAACAGAUCUGAAUGAAAAUGAUUUGGAUAAUAAUGGAUCGGUAACAGAUGUAGAUAAAGCAUCUAUAGAUGUAGAUAAAGCAUCUAUAACAAAGCUUAGACAGGAUGACGAUCAAGGUAAUCAAAAUGUUGACGAGAUUGGUGUUCAGGGGGAAACUACUCCACUAGAAGAAAUUGUGGAAGAUCCAUGUGACGACGAGACACCAAAAAUGGAUAAUACUCCUCGAGCGUCUAUAACAUCUAACAGAACUGAAGAAGAGCGCCACGAAAAAGAACAAGUUAAACCCGACAUUCCACAUUAUGAAACUUCAAAGAUAGAAGAGUUUGAAAACAGGCUGGCUGAGUUUGAGAAUCUAUUAGAUACCGUGGCAAUAAUGAGAGAUCAAUUGAUGUUGGCCACUGAACAACAACUACUUCUAACAUUUCUAACCCUCAGUAAAAAACCCGAUAUGCAGAAAGUACAUCAACUUCUAGACUUAACGCAGACACUUCGUAUAGCAAAAAAGGAAAAUAUCAAUAUUAAGAGUUCGCAACGUUUUGAUAUACCCGAUACGCAAUCGUUAGAGUGGCAUUUAUCAGAUUUACAACUGGGAGACGCUAUAACGGAGCAGGAUAUAUUGGAUGCACAGACGUCUUGUACAAGGGCCUACGAACCCAAUGUUACCACAGACCACCCCAGUCAAUAUGAACUGGAAGGUUGUUUGUGCUACUCACCAGGAAAAAUCCUUGAUCAAUUAUUGCAAUUGAAGGGCGAUUUCUGCACAAUCAACAAUAAAGUGAACGAAGUCACUGCAAGAAUAGUGAAUCAAGAACGCCAACAAACCAUGGUUCUUAUUCAAGAGCUGCAGGAGCAAAUGCGAGAGGCUAAAUUAGACAUUAGCAAUUUGAAGGAUCAACUCGAACGUUCGGACAUUCGUCUAACAAAUAACACCCUCAACAUUGAAAAUGUUAAAAGAAAUAUUGACUCGAUCAUUGCCGAAAAAGUGAAUAAAACUGAAUUGGAUAUUAUGCUUGCCGAUAAAGUUGACUAUAAUCAAUUGCAGAGAAAAGUAUCACUAGAUCAGCUGCUCGAAGUGCAGUGUCGCAUUGACAAGCGUUUCUGCGAAGCAUUCAAACAGAUCAAGGACAAUGACAAAAAACUUAAUGAGACUGCAGAAACAUUGCGACAAACUUUAGGAUUUGCAUCCAUGGAAGGAAUAUUGCAAACUUUCAAGCAGACAAUCGAAUCACAAAUUUGGUCACUUCGUGAUGCCCUGCAAAAGUACGUGGAUUCAACGAACGAUGAAUAUGCUGCAGCUGGAGCACGUGUCAAAGUUCUUCAGGACUUGGCAUGUCUGUCGUGCGAUAAUACAUGCGUUAUGCGAACUAUGGAAAAGGCAAAUGUAGCUAAACUGCCAAAUGCGCAUGCCACUCAAAGUCUUAGUCCCGUUAUUACAUAUGAAUUGGGCGCCAUACGCAAAAAUGGACUUCCACAGGCCCGACACGCUGGCGGUCCCCACACGACGAGUACAGCCCAAGAACGGGUCGAAAAAGUUUUGUUAAGUGGAAAAUAG